Pipistrellus nathusii (Nathusius's pipistrelle) is the source of this 1383-nucleotide messenger RNA. The record is from the annotation of a GenBank genome assembly. Lineage: Eukaryota; Metazoa; Chordata; Mammalia; Chiroptera; Vespertilionidae.
AUGCUUCCAAGCCCGCAGGUCCCGGUGCAGGUGUGGGUGGACGGCCAGCUCUUCCAGGCCGACCGGGCCCUGCUGGUGGAGCACUGCGGCUUCUUCCGCGGCCUCUUCCGCUCGGGCAUGCGGGAGGCGCGCGCGGCCGAGGUGCGCCUGGGCGCGCUGAGCCCCGGCGGCUUCCGCACGGCGCUGCGGGUGCUGCGCGGCGAGCGGCCGGCGCUGGAGGCGGCGGACGACCUGCUGCAGGCCGUGGAGUGCGCCGCCUUCCUGCAGGCGCCCGCGCUGGCGCGCUUCCUGGAGCACAGCCUCACGUCCGACAACUGCGCGGCGCUGUGCGACGCGGCGGCCGCCUUCGGCCUGCGGGACGUGUUCCACAGCGCCGCGCUCUUCAUCCGCGACGGCGCGCGCGAGCUGGCGGCCGAGCUGGCGCUGCCGGAGGCGCGCGCCUAUGUGGCGGCGCUGCGGCCCAGCAGCUACGUGGCCGUGAGCACGCACACGCCGGCGCCGGGCUUCCUGGAGGACGCGUCGCGCACCGUGUGCUACCUGGACGAGGAGGAGAACGCGUGGCGCACGCUGGCCGCGCUGCCGCUGGAGGCCAGCACGCUGCUGGCGGGCGUGGCCACGCUGGGCAACAAGCUGUACAUCGUGGGCGGCGUGCGCGGCGCCAGCAAGGAGGUGGUGGAGCUGGGCUUCUGCUACGACCCCGACGACCGCGGCGGCACGUGGCGCGCGAUCCCCAGCCCGCACCAGCCGCGCUACGACACGGCGCUGGCCGGCUUCGACGGCCGCCUCUACGCCAUCGGCGGCGAGUUCCAGAGGACCGCCAUGAGCUCCGUGGAGCGCUACGACCCGGCCACGGGCUGCUGGAGCUUCGUGGCGGACCUGCCGCAGCCGGCCGCCGGCGUGCCCUGCGCCCAGGCGCGCGGGCGCCUCUUCGUGUGCCUGUGGCGGCCGGCGGACACCACGGCCGUGGUGGAGUACGCGGGGCGAGCCGACGCCUGGCUGCCGGUGGCCGACCUGCAGCGGCCGCAGAGCUACGGCCACUACAUGGUGGCCCACCGCGACAGCCUCUACGUGGUGCGCAACGGGCCGUCGGACGACUUCCUGCACUGCGCCAUCGACUGCCUCAACCUGGCCACGGGCCAGUGGACGGCGCUGCCCGGCCAGUUCGUCAACAGCAAGGGGGCGCUCUUCACGGCGGUGGUGCGCGGCGACACCGUCUACACCGUCAACCGCAUGUUCACGCUGCUCUACGCCAUCGAGGGCAGCACGUGGCGGCUGCUCAGGGAGAAGGCGGGCUUCCCGCGGCCCGGCUCCUUGCAGACCUUUCUCCUGAGGCUGCCUCGCGGUGCUCCGGGGCCUGUGGCCUUGACCACGCCCGAACUGUGA